Molecule: messenger RNA, 916 nt
Organism: Cucurbita pepo subsp. pepo (vegetable marrow)
Lineage: Eukaryota; Viridiplantae; Streptophyta; Magnoliopsida; Cucurbitales; Cucurbitaceae
Product: mitochondrial import inner membrane translocase subunit PAM16 like 2
Biological process (GO): protein import into mitochondrial matrix
Cellular component (GO): TIM23 mitochondrial import inner membrane translocase complex
Source: RefSeq, a predicted model, not a curated record
UUUCCCCGCAAGCAGAGGGCGCCCUUCCCUUUCUUCUCCCUUUCUCUUUGCCGUCUCCAAUUUCUCUUUGCCGCCGCCGCCGCCCCUCCCUCUCUUCACUCCCUAUUGUUCAACGAUUUGCCGCAUCCGCGCCACCCUAUCCAUAUCAACCUCCUCCCCUCACACCCGGACGCUAGUAGGGUGAACGUUGGGUCGGUUUCCAGUUUUGGCAGCCUCCAUAUCACAAGUUCUAGCGGCGUUAACGAUUUCGGACCCGUUAUCGAGGCCAGCCAAUUAAUCAUGGCUGCAAAAAUUCUUGCCAAUUUAAUUGUGAUGGGCUCUGGGAUACUUGCUAGGGCCUUUGUUCAAGCCUACCGUCAAGCCCUUACGAAUGCUUCAAAGUCCGGUGUUGCUCAAGAAACAAUUCAAAACACCGUUCGCAGAGCAAGCAAAGUGAUGACAGAGCAAGAAGCCAGGCAGAUUCUUGGCGUCUCCCCGGAAACGCCUUGGGAGGAAAUUGUGAAGAAAUAUGACGCUUUGUUCGAAAAGAAUGCUCAGACUGGAAGCUUUUAUCUUCAGUCAAAAGUUCACAGAGCCAAGGAACGAUUAGAAACUCUGUAUCAGAGCAAAGGUGAGGAUGCCCCUAGCUGAGGAAUGUGUUGUGUUUUGCCCAUUUAGUGUUCUUGUAUAAUUCUUAAUUUUGUGAUGGCCGGCAGCAUGGCAUGAUUGGUGAAAUUGAUGUAUAAUCGUUUCUUCCUCUUGUGGGAAAAAGUGACGUUUAAAAUAGUAUUUUAGAUGAGGAUGCCUUGAGAGCACCUAAAUUUAAUUUGUUUACUUCUAAUAAUUUGUAAACAAUUAUUUGUUACGCACACGCCUGAAGUAGACCACGGUCAUUGUUCGAUGAAAUAUUGCUAAUACGAGGCUCGAGUUAGAACCC